This is a messenger RNA of Rubroshorea leprosula, 1218 nucleotides long. The record is from the annotation of a GenBank genome assembly. NCBI's taxonomy places the organism in Eukaryota, Viridiplantae, Streptophyta, Magnoliopsida, Malvales, Dipterocarpaceae.
UUCUCAUCCCUCACAAAGAAUCUUAGAAGAAUUUAAGGUAGCAGCAGCCUUAUAACAAUGAAAAGUGCUUAUUUCCUUGUAGCUUUUGCCCUAUUGGCUAUUGCCUCCUCCUUUGCCUCUGCAUAUGAUCCUAGCCCUCUCCAGGACUUCUGUGUAGCCAUCAAUGACACCAAGACUGGUGUGUUUGUGAAUGGGAAGUUUUGCAAGGACCCAAAGCUUGUUGUAGCAAGCGACUUCUUCCUUUCAGGGUUUGACAAGCCAGGAAACACAUCCAAUGCGGUUGGCUCAGCUGUCACUCAGGCAUUUGUUGAACAACUUUUAGGGCUUAACACUCUUGGUGUAUCCCUAGUUCGUAUUGACUUUGCACCUAAUGGUCUUAAUCCUCCUCACACUCAUCCUCGUGGAACUGAGAUUCUAGUAGUCCAAGAAGGCACACUAUUUGUUGGCUUUGUCUCAUCUAAUCAAGAUGGCAACCGUCUCUUCACCAAAGUGCUGAACAAGGGAGAUGUAUUUGUUUUUCCUAGUGGUUUGAUUCACUUCCAGCUCAAUAUAGAGGAAACUCCUGCUGUUGCCUUUUCUGGUUUGAGUAGCCAGAAUCCAGGCACAAUCACAAUUGCAAAUUCUGUUUUCGGAUCAAAUUCACCAAUAAAUCCUGAUGUUCUUACUAAGGCCUUCAUGCUGGACAAGAAUGUCAUCAAGUAUCUCCAGUCUCACUUCUAACGGAGAAAAAAAAAAAAGUUAGAGAAGAAUUGAACUAGUCACGUUUUAAUACUUGCUUGUCUGGACUGUAUUUGAGUGCUAUCCCUCUAUUUGAUUAUUGAUUCCAUAUAAUACCUCAUCUACUACAUAUUAAGAGGUUGUAAUAAGAGGUUGCUUAUGGCUCAAUAUAUAUAAUAAAGAAGUUUGCCUAUUGCUUAUUAGAAAUGGGGUUAUUGCUAACCAUUAAACAGGUAUAAGCAGCCUUGUUAACUUGAAUCAAGUUUAAGUGAACAAUUUGUGCAUAAAAUUAAUGUUACUCUGUUUUUAACAUUUUCACAUGCACACAGAAAAAAGUCUGAGGCUUCCAAUUUCAAAUCCUGAGAACAAAUGCUCUCAAUAACAAGGUUCCAAGUACUGCUAAUGUGAAGCCUUAAUGUACCUAAUGCAAGAUCAUGCCAAGUGUCUUCAUUGACUUGUUGAUUCUCUUGAUCUGAAAAUUAAGAAAAUUCCAAAUAAAAU